Molecule: messenger RNA, 693 nt
Organism: Eurytemora carolleeae
Lineage: Eukaryota; Metazoa; Arthropoda; Copepoda; Calanoida; Temoridae
Product: tereporin-Ts1
Exons: 8
Coding region: 59-580 (173 amino acids)
Source: RefSeq, a predicted model, not a curated record
GUUAAACACCUCGUUGAUGAAUAGAUAAAAUGGCGGGAAUAUGGAGGAUCAUGAAUGAAUGAAUAAAACCAUCCCUAUCAAACACCAACACCCAAAGCAGAAGAUGAUGGGAUUGGAGCGAUCCACCUUCUCUAGUUCGGUUUUAAUCAGGGUUGAGAAUUCAUCUGGAUUCGAGCUUACUGCAAGACGUUGUUGGGUGAAAGAAGGUGAAGCUGUUGGCUCAAUGGGUGAUCUAUUGCCGGGUGAGGGGAGGGACAUGUUAAUUGCAAGAUCCAGGAAGGGUAAUCAUGGAACCCUGGCAUACGAUAUUGGAACACUCAACCAGAGACUUAUUGUUAUGUGGACUUCAGGGAUGAAUUGUGACCAUUUUGCAAAUAUUCUUGCAAUCGGAGUAACCUCAGAUCUCAACACUGAUAAGUUUAACACAAUGUACUUUGAGAAGCAUCCUUGGUUUGUAAGGAAGAACUUUGCUUACUCCUCCGACCCCCUGGUUAUAAGGACGGAUAUGGUGGAGAUCUCUGCAACCAUGAGACUUCAUCCUCAGGCGGAUAUUAACGUUCAGAUAACUGGGGUUCAGUAGAACAAAAACAAGAUUACUUUUGUAAAAUAGUAAUUUAGUAUCUAGCUAGUUAACGAUCCAGCUACAAAAAUAUUUAGUAUUAAAAAUGUUAAAAAAUAAUAUUUUUUAGAUAU